GGAAUCUGCCUCUCCUGGGACUCUGCUCUCUCCAUUGACCACGCCCACGUUGCUUAGGAGAUGAAGGACGCCGAAUCUUGGUCCCUGUAGAGGGCAGGACUGGCACAGAGGGAAAUCGUUUGAGUUCUGUGCCUAUCUUCAACUCAGGCAUGGGGACCUUUGACAGCUCAGACCCGGACAGCACACAAAACUGGUAUGAGCUCGGACCCACCGACUUGCUGGAGCGCAAAGGCUCCCUAACCCUCCGCUCCCACCACAAGAAAUACUCGAAGCCUGUGUUGGUGCAUUCCUGGCACUAUGACAGAGAAGCUUACCCUAAAGAUUAUGACGUAGAGGGUCCUGAGGAAGUGAAAAAGCUGUGUUACUCUACUUAUCGGCGACUGGGAACUGAAGAACCUUUGAUAUGGAUAUCAGAAGCACAUGAACAGAUGCCAGAACUUUUAAUCAGCAGAGAUUUGAAUGAAAUAAAGAAAAAGGCCUUAUUAAAUGCAGAAACAAUGUGCCCUGGGAUUUUUGAAAGGGACCCUAAAUCACCUACCACAGGUUUUCAGGCUGUUUUUACCAGACGUCAACCAGAUCGGCGCAAAGUGUGUGCAAUGACAACACACACUGAAGAUUAUGCUCCACCGUACAAUUAUCCACCACGCGUUUAUUGCCAUCAAGAUGAAUAUUCCAUAGUCCACAGAAAAUGUCGUUCUCAGUUCACAGACCUAAAUGGCUCCAAAAGAUUUGGCAUCAACACAUGGCAUGAUGAGAGUGGAAUCUAUGCUAAUUCUGAAGAGAAACGAAAACUUUACUUGCUGGCUAGUAACCCUAUUGUCCCCCUUUAAACUAUACUUGCUGUCUGGUAACCCCAUUGUUCCCCUUUAAAAAUAAAGCAUGGGUCAGAUUCUUUGGCUCAGGAAAGAAUCAUGGCAUAAGAAUUUCCUGCCUUAAUCAAUGGAAAGGACAUUUAUUUCUUUAAACAUAAAAAUCACACAUUACCUGGGCUAGAGUGGGACCCUACCUUGAGAAAAAAAAAUAAAUCACACAUUCGAAGUCACUGCUUAUGUUCUUAUUUGCAUAA
Molecule: messenger RNA, 1066 nt
Organism: Jaculus jaculus (lesser Egyptian jerboa)
Lineage: Eukaryota; Metazoa; Chordata; Mammalia; Rodentia; Dipodidae
Gene: Cfap95
Product: cilia and flagella associated protein 95
Exons: 6
Coding region: 150-830 (226 amino acids)
Cellular component (GO): plasma membrane
Source: RefSeq, a predicted model, not a curated record